This is a messenger RNA of Aspergillus puulaauensis, 765 nucleotides long. RefSeq names its product 60S ribosomal protein uL2 (gene RPL2A). Gene Ontology annotation, cellular component: ribosome; cytosolic large ribosomal subunit. Gene Ontology annotation, molecular function: structural constituent of ribosome; RNA binding. NCBI's taxonomy places the organism in Eukaryota, Fungi, Ascomycota, Eurotiomycetes, Eurotiales, Aspergillaceae. The record is from RefSeq and is a predicted model, not a curated record. The transcript is spliced from 4 exons. Bases 1 to 765 code for a protein of 254 amino acids. Gene Ontology annotation, biological process: cytoplasmic translation.
AUGGGUCGUGUGAUCCGCAACCAGAGGAAGGGCCGUGGCUCCAUUUUCACGGCUCACACCCGUCUCAACAAGGCUCCUGCCCAGUUCCGUGUCCUCGACUACGCUGAGCGCCAUGGAUACACCCGCGGUGUUGUGAAGGAGAUCAUCCACGAUGCUGGUCGUGGUGCUCCUCUCGCUAGGGUCCAGUUCCGUCACCCCUACAAGUUCAAGCACAUCACCGAGACCUUCAUCGCCAACGAGGGCAUGUACACCGGCCAGUUCAUCUACGCCGGAAAGAACGCUGCUCUGACCAUCGGCAACAUCCUUCCCCUCGCCUCCGUCCCCGAAGGUACUGUCAUCACCAACGUUGAGGAGAAGUCCGGUGACCGUGGUGCUCUUGGUCGUACCUCCGGAAACUACGUUACCGUUAUCGGCCACAACCCCGACGAUGGCAAGACCCGUGUCAAGCUCCCCUCUGGCGCCAAGAAGGUCAUCAAGAACACUGCCCGUGGUAUGGUUGGUAUCGUCGCCGGUGGUGGUCGUACCGACAAGCCUCUCCUGAAGGCUUCUCGUGCCAAGCACAAGUUCGCUGUCAAGCGCAACAGCUGGCCCAAGACCCGUGGUGUUGCCAUGAACCCCGUCGAUCACCCCCACGGUGGUGGUAACCACCAGCAUAUUGGUAAGGCCUCGACCAUCUCCCGCUACGCCGCCCACGGUCAAAAAGCCGGUCUUAUUGCCGCCCGGCGGACUGGUCUGCUCCGUGGUACCCAGAAGACCAAGGAUUAA